AUGAUCAUUCUAUGAACAUGACGCAGCCAAAUCAAAUCAAAUUAUUGAAAAAUGCUCUUCGUGCAGACAUUAAAAAUAAAUUAAAACAAUUAACAACAAAAGAACAAGAAAUACAAUCAAAUUCAGUUGUGGAUAAAUUGUUAAAAUCACCAGAAUAUCAAAAUAGUUUUAAUGUUUCAAUUUAUUUGAGUUCCGAUAACGAAAUAAAUACUACUAGAAUCGUACAAAAUGUUUUUGAAAGUGGUAAAAAAUGUUUUAUACCUCGAUAUAAUGGCGAUAACAUGGAAAUGGUGAUAUUACAUUCACUUCAAGAUUUCAAAACACUUCCAGUGACUAAAUGGAAUAUUAAGCAACCAUCUAUUACAGAAUCUAGAACGAAUUGUUUCGAUUGUGGUGGAUUAGAUUUAAUAAUUGUGCCAGGAGUAGCGUUUACCAAAGGAGGUGAUCGACUUGGGCAUGGAAAGGGAUAUUAUGAUCGAUUUUUACAUGAAUGUUAUGGAUUUCAAGCAACAAAACGGCCGAAAACUAUUGCUUUGGCGUUCAAAGAACAAAUUGUUGAAGAUGUUCCAGUAGAAGAAAGUGAUGUGAAAAUUGAUUUAGUUUUAACAGCAGAUUAAUUUUUUUUAAUUACUGCCAAGUCAUUCUGUUCAUUUUAUAUAAUUUACUGUAUUUCAAUAAAGUGAUUAUAAUCAAUUAAAAA
Molecule: messenger RNA, 700 nt
Organism: Chrysoperla carnea
Lineage: Eukaryota; Metazoa; Arthropoda; Insecta; Neuroptera; Chrysopidae
Gene: Mthfs
Product: 5-formyltetrahydrofolate cyclo-ligase
Exons: 2
Coding region: 12-617 (201 amino acids)
Biological process (GO): folic acid-containing compound biosynthetic process; tetrahydrofolate interconversion
Cellular component (GO): mitochondrion
Molecular function (GO): 5-formyltetrahydrofolate cyclo-ligase activity
Source: RefSeq, a predicted model, not a curated record